UCCCACCCUCCGUCCCCGCCUCGCCUCCUCCUCCUCCACCCCAUUUCCCCAAAGCCUCGACUCGAUCGAUCCCGUCUCCUGCCCACGCUCGGCCUCCCCCGAGGAGAUCAGGCCACCGUGCGGUGCAGACAGGGCUCGCCGGCCGUCCUCGCGCGCGCGGGAUUGUGUAGCUACCGUCUCUCUCGGCUCGCAGGCGUACGUCAUGGCGCAGCGGGACAAGAAGGUGGAGGAGCCGACGGAGGUGCACCUGCACGCCGCGGAGAUCACGCUCUGCGCCAACAGCUGCGGCUUCCCGGGCAACCCGGCCACCAAGAACCUCUGCCAGAACUGCUUCCUGGCGUCCUCCUCCUCGCCGUCGCCCUCCGCCGCCUCGCCGCAGUCUCCUUCCUCUUCGCCCGCGGCGUUCCCGCUCUUCGACAAGCCGAGGCCGGCCGCCGCUGCGUCGCCCCUGCAGGCGGCGCCCGUCUACAUGGCCGUCGACCGGCCAGCCGCCGGGCCGGCGGACCCGAAGGCGUCCAAGUCGUCCGUCAACCGCUGCCACAACUGCCGGAAGCGCGUUGGCCUGACAGGAUUCCGCUGCCGGUGCGGCGAGAUGUUCUGCGGCGCGCACCGGUACUCGGACCGGCACGACUGCAGCUACGACUACAAGUCGGCGGCCAGGGACGCCAUCGCCAGGGAAAACCCCGUGGUGCGCGCCGCCAAGAUCGUUCGGUUCUGAUCAACAGGACACCACGUCUACGCGUACCCGGCGAAAUCUGAAGCAGCAGAACCACUCUUUUCCUUUCUUUCCUUUGAAAAAUUAAAGGCGUUCGCGAGAGUUUCUUAAAGGUGAAAAAAAAGGAGAGGAAGGUGAAAGAUUGCGAUGGGGCAGCCACGACGAAGAAACAGUGCGAUGAUAACGUUGUUGUUGUAGCGGUGGUUGGCGGUGGAUAGGAGAUGAGGAGGAUGGGGUUGGUGUGUACUGUUGUCCCACAAUCUCUAUUUAAUUCAAAUUUCCCUAUUGUAUAAAUUAUUAUUAUUAUCAUUUCUAUGAUGCACUAUUCGUUAA
Molecule: messenger RNA, 1048 nt
Organism: Triticum dicoccoides
Lineage: Eukaryota; Viridiplantae; Streptophyta; Magnoliopsida; Poales; Poaceae
Product: zinc finger A20 and AN1 domain-containing stress-associated protein 11-like
Exons: 1
Coding region: 203-718 (171 amino acids)
Biological process (GO): protein ubiquitination
Molecular function (GO): ubiquitin-protein transferase activity; zinc ion binding; DNA binding
Source: RefSeq, a predicted model, not a curated record